AUGCUUCGCUCGAUCCGACCGGGAUGGAGCUCGCUCAAUCGAUUGGUCUGCUGCGAGAGCGCCGGACAGUGCGCCGGCCCUUCUCGAAUACCAUUACCGCGGAAAUUGUCGUCCUCGGCCAACGGUCGUACGGUACGCAGAACAGAAUCAUCGCUCGUGAAUGGUCUCGACUCCUCGCUACCUAGCGUGCGGCGCCACGCCACAUCCCCAUCGGGGGUUAAGACGACCUAUCCAAGCUCAGCACCACCAGCAAACGAAAACAGCAACCACCAUUCUGAUACCAAGCUGGGCAGGGAACGGGAUCAAGGCUACCUUGCCUUCACCAAAUCGAGUCUGUUCAAGCUCACUCUGCCUCUGCAACCUCCAAGCUCAGAUCCCAAUUCUCCCUCUUCCAUCCUCUCGUCGGCUAGCGCGAGGGCGAAGCGCCAAGAGGAGUCAUCGGACGCCAAAGUAACAGAUGCCGAGCGCGAAAGCAUCUCCAAAGAGCCGUGGGAACAGGCAGCAGAAACCUCUGGUCCGCCUGUCUCGCAGGUGAAUCAUCGCCCGCAUUCGAAUCUGCAUGGUCCCGAAAAUGGCGAGCCGUCCGAUGUCGAGGCGGAUGAGUACGACGCCGACGCUCCAGCGCACAGCGUCGUCUUCCUGCUGCACAGCGCCCAGCCGCUCAGCUACAUUGCCAACUUGAUCCGUGCAGAAGGUCCGAGUCCAGAGCCAAGCCAGCAUCAAAUGAAGGAUGACAAGGAAAAAGCGUCGCGUGCACAGUCCCCAGACGGAGAUGACGGGAAAGGAGAAAAGGUGAGCGUGCCUGCUGCACCGCGCUCGUCCCCCGAGCGAAAGGACAAGCGCGUGAAUCUCAGCCCGGAGCAGCUCGAAAUGCGCGAAAUGCUGCUUCGUCAGGGUUUUGUCGAUCCGCUCGGCGAUCCGCCGAUCUCCUUCCAUACUCGCGCUGCGGACGGCAAGCGUUGGUCACCCGCAACGGGCAUCGGAGACUUCUUGCGCGAUGCCGCACGGAUUGGCUCCUUCGUCAUUCGAAUCGGCGAACGCAAUGUCUACGUGACCGUCCCCUCUUUCGAGGACCGCACGCGCUUCCUUCGUGCUAGUCUGUACGCCAAGACGGAGCAGAUCGAAAAGCUCGUCCAUCUCAAGGCCGAAUGUGAUCGCAUCGCCCAUUCGGGCACCAAGCGUCUCUCCUUUGCCGGUGUGCUCAUCCUCAGCGCUUGGUGGGGAUCUGUCGCUUUCCUCACCUUCUGCACCGAGCUUGGCUGGGACGUGAUGGAGCCCGUCACCUACCUCACCGGUCUCGGCACCAUUUUGGGUGGUUAUAUCUGGUUCCUCAUCCACAACCGUGAGGUCUCCUACCGGGCCGUACUCAACGAGACCACCUCGCGGCGACAACAGAAGCUCUACAUUGAAAAAGGCUUCAACAUCGAGCGGUACCAGGAACUCAUCCAAGAGGUCAAAGAUCUGCGCAAGACAAUCAAAAAAGUCGCCGAGGAUUACGAUCUCGAAUGGGACCAAGGCGAGACAAAGGCUGGCAAGCAGAACAAAAAGGCACUCAAGAUCAUUCGCAAGCAGGAAGAGGCCAGCUAUCGCUCCAAGAGGGGCGAUGUUCACGAAGACGAGGGAGCCGAGGCAGACGAGAACGAGGACGGUCGCACAGCGACGCCUUCCCACGAGGCUGAAGACAAGGAUGGAGAUGGACAGCCGGACAACGUUCAGGAUGACCGUUCCAAACUCAAGGUCCGCAAGAAAAAGGCCAACGGAAGCGAGGCUCGUCGUCAUUACUCGACUUCCGCGCGAAAGCGGACCGUGCAUAAUUCCUUGCCAGGUUCUGCAAGACACUACAGCAGCAGCAGUCGUACCAACACACUACCCACGAAGGAAGCCGGUUCGGGGAAAACUUUCAGCGUUCAGCCGUACCUCGCUCUCAGUCGCAUCGACAAGCCCAUCGGCACAUGGCUGCUCUACUGGCCCUGCGCGUGGUCCAUCGUGCUGGCCUCUCACACUCUGGGUCUGUCGUACACGACGCCGCUGUUCUACACGUUGCUGUUCGGUGUUGGUGCUGUCGUCAUGCGCGGCGCUGGAUGCACGAUCAACGACAUGUGGGACGUCAAGAUGGAUCGCAUGGUCGAACGCACCAAGAGCCGCCCGCUCGCCGCGGGCGACAUCACGCAAUUCCAGGCGUUGUGCUUUCUGGGCGUACAGCUCAGUGCUGGCCUUGCCGUGCUUGUCAACUUGAACUUGUACAGCAUUCUGCUGGGUGCAAGCUCCCUUGGCGUCGUCGUCUUGUAUCCCCUGAUGAAGCGCGUGACGUACUGGCCGCAGCUGGUGCUGGGGUUUGCGUUCAAUUGGGGUGCCAUGCUCGGAUGGUCUGCGGUGGCAGGCGCGGUUGACUGGGCCGUGGUGCUGCCUCUCUACACAGGCUCCAUCCUGUGGACGCUGGUCUACGACACCAUCUAUGCACACCAGGACAAGACCGACGAUGUGCAUGCCGGGGUCAAGUCGACCGCUUUGUUGUUCGGAGACAAGACCAAGCCAAUGCUAUCGGCCUUCUCGGCAGGCACGAUCGGGCUGUUCGGUUACAGCGCGUCCUUGGCGGUUCCUCCUACUCUCAGCGCCGCACAGUCAGCAGCCGACAUUUUAAAACCAGCACAAAGCUCUUGUGUCGGCGAUCUCGUCUUUUCGCCCUCGAUGCUCGACACUGUCAGCGCUGGUUCUCCGAUGCUCGACACGUUGGCGCACCACCACCCGUUCUUCGGCGUCGCUCUUGCUGGCGCUGCUAGCCACCUGGCAUGGCAAAUUCGGACGGUGAAGCUCGACGAUCGACCGGACUGUUGGCGCAAAUUCUGCUCCAACACCACUUUUGGUUGGAUCGUGUUUUCAGGGCUCGUCGCAGACUACGCUGCUUGGCUGUACCUGGAUUCUCAGCGGGGCAAGCUCGAGCAGGCUGAAACGCAGGAGUGA
Messenger RNA from Pseudozyma hubeiensis SY62, 2961 nucleotides. RefSeq names its product para-hydroxybenzoate-polyprenyltransferase. Gene Ontology annotation, molecular function: 4-hydroxybenzoate polyprenyltransferase activity. Gene Ontology annotation, cellular component: mitochondrial inner membrane. The record is from RefSeq and is a predicted model, not a curated record. The transcript has a single exon. NCBI's taxonomy places the organism in Eukaryota, Fungi, Basidiomycota, Ustilaginomycetes, Ustilaginales, Ustilaginaceae. Gene Ontology annotation, biological process: ubiquinone biosynthetic process. Bases 1 to 2961 code for a protein of 986 amino acids.